Molecule: messenger RNA, 531 nt
Organism: Alternaria viburni
Lineage: Eukaryota; Fungi; Ascomycota; Dothideomycetes; Pleosporales; Pleosporaceae
Exons: 2
Coding region: 1-531 (176 amino acids)
Source: RefSeq, a predicted model, not a curated record
AUGACGAACGGCAAAGCCAUAACACCCGGCGAAAGCGCCCUCACUACAGGCCCAACUGCAGAUCCCAAUCGACCAUCAUCUCCAAGGUCCUUGGUAUCAGAAUUGAGAGUGCUGCUGGGAGUGAUAGAUUCCCGCCCGAAGCCCACUUUCGCACAAUCGCAAGUCGCAGUCGAACUCAAAUCGGCAUUCUCACGUUAUUUUAUCAUCUACGACGACGACGAUGAUGAUGACGAAGAUGAUGGUGAUGUGUGGCUGGAAAAGAGCAUAGAGAACCUAUCUUUUCUCGCCGUAAACAAUCGCUUCCCUCCCAGCCUUUCGCUGAAGGACUAUGCAAAGAUCGACGUGUUGACCUCUCUGCGGGGUCAUGAUCAGUAUGCCAUGCUCCUAGUGCACGAGAAUAAGGUGUUGGUCGAAGGACAAGCUGGCGAACAUGGGAAAAUGGCCAAGGGCUUGUUCAAGUCCAUUGCGAUGGAAGUUGGGAGGGUUAUUAAGGAGAGGAAAGAGAUGGGCGAGAGAUGGGUCGGCCCGUGA